GCCUUAAAAUAACCCCGUGGGUGACAACACCUUAAAGACUUCUUCACCGCCUAAAGAAUUGGGAAGUUAAAAAACAAGAAAAGAAAUGAAGGCUCUGAGCGAUCGAAAGAAUUGGAGUUAGAAUCCAAACAUCAGAUUCCGCCGUCAGACCCUAAUUCCUGGUUUUCUCCAAGUUUUCUCUGUGUAUGAUGUUGGGAAUUGUAUGCUAUAUUUUGUUCUGGGGUUAGAUCAUUCAAAGCUAGAGCCAUAAAGUGAGAAGAACACCGUGCAAAGGGGUGAUUACUUUAAAGCCUGUAACACAGGAUUGUAUAUUAGAACCACAAAAUGAUUGAUUUUUAUAUUUCUGUGGAGAACUGGUCCUUGAUUCCUGGGAGGAAAACAAAUUUAGUGGAAAUUGAAGAACAGUUGGUGCUACUGAGUUUAGUGGGAGUUGAAAUACGCACACCUUGAAUUUCAUCCUGCCCAAGAGUGUUUCCCCAUAUAUAAAUUGAAUGGCUGGUGCAGUAGAACCUGCGAGUUUAGGGAUGGAAGGAAUUCCAGGCCCAGUGAUGGAGGACUCUUCUGAUGAUACUGGCAUGUGUGAUGAAAUUCCAGUUGAUCGGAUCAGCGAUCUACGGGAAGAGAUUAUUUCCCACAUUCUUUCGUUCCUUCCCGCAGAAUCUGCUGUCGCAACAGGUCUUUUGUCCAAAAAAUGGAGACUUCAUUGGACCAAGGUAACCAGCUUUCAUUUUGAUGAUCGGUGGUGGCUUGAGAAGGGGAUAUCCUAUUAUGAGAAGCUUGGUGGUAGCACGAACUUCGUUGACUUUGUUAACAUGGUUUUGCUACUUCAGAAUCGUGAGGUCUCCAUGAACUGUUUCAGGCUCUCUGUGAGUGACCCCGAAUUCCCAUUUGUUUAUCUUAAGAUCUGGAUCACUACUGCAAUGGCUCGAAAUAUUCGCGUGCUUGAGUUGUGUAUGGUGCCAGACACUGAAUAUGAUGAUCCCGAUUAUCCUGGUGGAUAUGCUGUUGACCAUGAAGUCUAUAAUGACUAUGAGAUUUACCUACCAUUUCCUCUCUACUCUUGUGGGACACUUGAGGUGCUCAAAUUAUACGGGCCUAUUUUCACUUGGGUUCCCCAUGUGGUUUGCCUUCCAAGACUUACUCUUCUGCAACUACAUUCUAUUCACUAUGAAUCGAAUGAGUCCUUUCAUAAGCUUAUAUCUGGUUGUCCAAAGCUCGAAUCUCUCAUAAUUUACAGGUGUCACAAUGAUGACAUUUAUGAUGGCAUCUUAGAUUUUUCAAUUUCUUCCCCAGUAGUAAAAACUCUCAAGUAUUACCAUGAUUUCUCUAUGUGUGAAGCAUGUGAUACUAAUAUUGCUCCUGAUUUCAAGCUGCAAAUUGAUACUCCUGCACUUGAGUACCUCUCUUUGGAGGAUACUAUGUCGAAGGAAAUAAUUGCUGUGCAAGAGUUGGCGUCUUUGAAGGAAGUGGAGGCAAUUAAAGCCUUUUAUACUUCACCUGGAUCGAUUGUAGCGUUAUUUCAAGCUUUUUAUCAUGUGAAGAUUCUGGAUGUAUCAGGUGAAAUAAUGGAGACUCUGAUGGAAGCCAACAAGAAAUGGUCGGCUAGUUUUCAGAGACUAAUCAAAUUAACUGUUGAAAUUGGGCAUUCUCAAUGGAGUUGUCUGAUAGAUUUGAUUAAUUGUUGCCCCACAUUAGAGUUUCUUCAUGUUUCCACUUACCUUGAUUCUGGCUCAGCUAACCGCAAUUGUGAGAGGGGUCCCAUUAUUGUCCCGCAAUGCUUUUCAUCUAGUCUCACACAUGUUUCGUAUACAGGAAUCAGGGAUCUUGAGGAUGAUGAUUUGACUAUUUUCAAGUUUAUUGUAAACAAUGCAUUAGUGUUGAAAAGGGUUCGUGUACGCACUACUUCAUCUCUUGAUCUCGGCAAAAAAAUUGGUUUACUGGAGAAGAUUUUAGUGCACUGCAGAUUGUCUCCGACUUGCAACAUCUCACUCAGAGUUGAUUCUUUUGAGAUGGAUUCAAUGAAUGUCUAGGUACGUCAUGAGCUGGUCAGGAACUUGGUGACUUUUAGUGCACAUUUUGGCGAGUGUUAUGGGAAGAGUGACUCCUGAUGCUAGUGGUUAUACUGAUUUUAGCACACAAGAAGUGGAAGAUGAAAUCUGGUGCUCGUGUACUUGGUGAAGCGACUUCGACACCGUCAACUGCAUCUAGCUGUAUUUUGGCAAAGCUUGAGACUUUACUAGAGGGCAAUAAGAAUUGUUGGCCAGACUUCAGAUUCUUGAUUGUUGAAGAGGAUGUUCUUAGUCCUUCUGCAUCUAUACGCAGCUGUAGGCCUUUUUUUUGUUAUUUUAGUGUCUUGAAAACUUGUCUCAACUGUUCAUUUCUACCUGCUGUGUGAAUUCUAUUAAGUUGUUUGAUUAGCAGAAAACCUUUCUCUUAAUUUUUCGAUUCCAGUAUGAUGUUUGUGAUCAUAA
Messenger RNA from Oldenlandia corymbosa var. corymbosa, 2471 nucleotides. The record is from the annotation of a GenBank genome assembly. NCBI's taxonomy places the organism in Eukaryota, Viridiplantae, Streptophyta, Magnoliopsida, Gentianales, Rubiaceae.